Sceloporus undulatus (fence lizard) is the source of this 4458-nucleotide messenger RNA. RefSeq names its product G protein-coupled receptor 17 (gene GPR17). The transcript is spliced from 2 exons. Gene Ontology annotation, cellular component: membrane. Gene Ontology annotation, molecular function: G protein-coupled receptor activity. Bases 351 to 1367 code for a protein of 338 amino acids. The record is from RefSeq and is a predicted model, not a curated record. Gene Ontology annotation, biological process: positive regulation of Rho protein signal transduction; phospholipase C-activating G protein-coupled receptor signaling pathway. Lineage: Eukaryota; Metazoa; Chordata; Lepidosauria; Squamata; Phrynosomatidae.
CAGAGAGAGUUUAAUGAGCAGGACAAACACUGGAAUAUUCAUAAAUGCAAUAACAACUCCUUCUUCCAAGAACUCAGCUGGAAUGAAAAUUGGCUUUCACAACAAGUGUGUUAUCUACCCUCCUCGUAUGGGAGCUAGAUGAUAAUGGAUUAUCAUCACUAACAGUGCUCUAUAUAGAGCAGCUUCCCCCUUCCACCAAGUCUGCCACUGCCUGCACCUUCUGGAUCACACAGUUUUCAGCCUUGCUUUCUUUCCUACACUUGCUGGCACUGCAGCACAAUUUUUUUACUUCUCUCCUUGAUAGGACCUCAAGCUGCAAGAGGCUCAUAUAUCAAGACCAACAGUGAGGAAUGAACAGCCACACAGAUUUUUCAGGCCUGCUCUUCAACACUUCUCUGGAAAGUUCAGAGCAAUGUGGCAAGGAGACUCACAUGGAGAAUAUCUUUUUUGCUAUUUUCUACCUUCUGGAUUUCAUCCUAGCAUUUGUUGGCAAUGCUCUGGCUCUUUGGCUUUUCAUCCGGGACCAAAAGUCAGACACCCCAGCCAACAUUUUUCUGAUGCAUCUCGCUGUCGCCGACCUGUCUUUUGUACUAGUAUUACCAACACGGCUAGUGUACCAUUUUUCAGGCAAUCACUGGCCAUUUGGAGAGAUCCCAUGUCGGCUCACAGGCUUCCUUUUCUACCUCAACAUGUAUGCCAGCAUUUACUUCCUCAUGUGCAUCAGUAUAGAUCGUUUCUUAGCUAUUGUGCACCCUGUAAAAUCCCUCAAACUCCGCAGGUCACUCUAUGCCCAUUUGGCCUGUGCUUUCCUGUGGGUCAUAGUUGCUGUGGCAAUGGCACCCCUUUUGGUAAAUGUGCAGACAGCUGAGAUGAACAAUACUACCAUUUGCUUGCAGCUCUACCGAGAAAAAGCCUCACGCCAUGCUCUCGUGUCACUGGCUGUAGCAUUUACCCUUCCAUUUGUUACUACAGUGACUUGCUACUUAUUGAUUAUACGAAGUCUGAAGAAGGGGAACCGGAUUGAGAAUCAUCUAAAGGAAAGAGCCAUCAAAAUGAUAAUCAUGGUACUUAUGAUCUUCUUGAUCUGUUUUGUGCCUUAUCAUAUCAACCGCUAUAUUUAUAUCCUCAAUUAUGAUGGUGUGAAGACGUCUUGUGAAAUGCAGCGGAUUCUGGCUCUUGGCAACCGUAUUACUUCCUGUCUCACCAGCUUAAAUGGUGCCCUUGAUCCUGUCAUGUAUUUCUUUGUUGCUGAAAAGUUCCGGGAGGCCUUGUGUGGCUUGUUUUGCAGCAAAAAGUCUGCAAGAUUACCAUCAAGUUAUGAUGGGAAAACAAAUGAUAGCUCCUUAAGUGCUAAAUCUGAACUAUAAAUAUUUGAAAACAAUUGAUGUUGUUUUUCAAGGACUUUUCCAUCUAACACCAUUACUUCUCCUAAAAAGCAGAUCAGUGUUUCUCCAGGAAUACAACCUGUUGUCAAACUUCACAUUUAAGAACAUUUAAAUGACAACAUACAAAGCAAAUUUAAUAAGAAGGAAAUAGAGUACUGGAUGAUCUUCUCCCACCUAAAACAUUUUUGGCUCAGUCAGUGCAGAAAAUGCCCCCCUCUCCUCCAUGCUCUGGUAUUUCUUUUCUUUUCUUUUUUUUUCAUCCUGCCACUCUAUCUCGGGGCUUGAAGAGGAAUGAAUGAUCCAUUGAAGCCAAGCCAUCCUCUAGUUAGAGUGUAAUGUUUUAUGGCAUUCAACUAAAAGAAAUACUGGGGCCAUAGGUUUACACUCACAGAGGUUUGGUUAUAACCAGAACUUCUGAAGCAGACAUAACCCCCCUGCAUCCUCUCCAUGAGAGGCACCUGUAUCCUAUUCUAAUCUGCAAUGUGUUUGUUGGGUCAAACACAUCUUUUUGCAUACUCAUCACUAGCAAGUACUAAUUUCCAGAGGUCUGUGUUGUCAGAGUAUAAAGAUAUAAUUGCAUUAAAAAUAAAAGUGGCGUAACAGUUGCACUUCUGUUGCCUGAAAUUAAUACAAAUAACUGAAUAGCUGGGGCCUGAGGAAUAAAGCUUUUAAAAGUCACAAUUGCUUCAAAAAUAAGGAAGGAAGGAAGGAAGGAAGGGAUGCUGCAUUGAAGCAUAACAGCAUAUAUUGCUUCAAAUGAUAUACUGUACAGCUUAAGAUUUGAUAGUUAUGAUACGUGCAUGCUUUUUCUCCACUCUUAACAUAUAUACUCAUCUAUACGUCUAAACAUUUAUGACCAAAAAUUGACCCUCAAAUCCCAGGCUGAUUUAUUUACAGGUCAAUAUGGUAAUGUGAUAACAGCUCUUUCAGAUUUUUCCAUGGAGUUUCUUUUUCUCUCAAUCCAAGCAGCAAGAGGCCUGGGUAAUUAAUUGCUAUUAAACAGAGUCCCUCUCCCGCCUAUGCUGGACGCCAGUGUCUGGAGAGUGAAGGGUGAAAGCAAAGUUGAAACACCGAAGCAAAAAGCCUUAAAUAGAGUCUCUCUUGCUGUGCACACACUGAAGGAGCCUUCAAACUCAACUUAUCCAAGGGUCAUGGCAACAUCCAUAAUUUUGGCCCCAAAACCUGCCCUUGACUUAUAUAUGAUGUUGACUUAUAUUUGAAUAUAUACAGUACAGUAUUUUGUGCAUUUUGGAAUGUUUUUCCUGUUAACUCAUUCUCCAGUAUCUAUAUUUCAAAACUGAGAAAAUUGAGAUAGGUAAGGAAAUCUGAACUCUGAGCUUUGAGAAGAUUGUGAAUGUGGAUUCUGAUGGGACACAAAUAAUAAAAAGAAUUCUACAGAGGCUUCACCACACUUAGUUCAACAAAGAAAGAAUAUUUGGAUCCUUUUACAGCUCAAACAAUUGUCUGACCUUUUGUCUAGGUACAAUAUUGAACAGAAUAUAAAAUGCUACCUUAUAAUUUAAAUCACUUCUUUGUUAGCACCUGGGCUGUUAAUAUUAUUUUCAACAACAUGCUUAGAACAAUUAUUUAACAUAAAUCAUUUUAUUUUAUGUUUAAAUUUUUAUAUUUGUGUACAGUAGGCCCUCUGUAUCUAUGGAUUCUGCAUCCACUGAUUCAACCAUCAAUGGAUUAAAAUAUUAAAUAAUAAAUAAAUUCCAAAAAGCAAACUUAGAUUUUGCCAUUUGAUAUAAAGGACACCUUUUUAUUACAUCAUAGUAUAUAAUAGGAUUUGAGCAUCCACAGAUGUUGGUAUCCACUGAGAGUAUCCACUAAACCUCAGCGGAUACCAUGGUCCCACUGUAUAUGUUUAAUUAAUCUCCCUUCCCUCCCUCUCAUAUGCACAAGUAACUCAAAGUUCUGUAGAGAGCUUUGUACAAAUAAUUAAUCCAUUUUAACAGCUUUUGAUGCAAUUCUUGCUGAUAUAUUUGUCCUUAUCCAAUGCAGACUGGACUUACCAUAUCCACAUUAGCAAAACAAAGACCCUUAGUUCCAAAAAACUAUACUAGUACUUCUGUCUCUGUGCCAAUGUAAUGUUGCUGCAAGUUUGGUACAUCAGGGUUUUGCUAUAAUUUUUGUGGUCUCCGCGAACCUCUGAUGAUGAGCACUUGCAUGCUGCACAGCAAAUUAGUUCUUCAGAAGUUAUAUUUUCUAUAAUAUCUGGGAGAUAGCACCAUCUUCAUAUGUUUAGCUGACACACUGUGGGCUCAUCUGGAGUUUGCCUUUUAGCUAUGGAAUGCUGACUGCUUUCCUACAAUGCAUAUUCUGGAUAGUCAAAAUGGCCAACAUAUGGAUCCUAGAGCAAAUUCAGCCUCAAUGUUCCCUAAAAGCCAGAAUAUCAAAACUGAGGCUAUCAUACUUUGGCCAUUCUGUGAAAUGACAUAACUCAUUAGAAAAAUAUGGCAGCUGUGAUUUUAUAUCAGCUGCUUAACUACUGUACAUAGACAAGUAGUUUCUCCUAACUCAACCUUUCCACAUCCUCAUCUGCUGGGCAGCAGCCAUAGUGAGCAAGACAGUCUAUUCCUUUGUCUAUUAUGAAGCUGUGGACUGAUGUUUCCACCUUUAGAAUGAUCUCUGGUGCAACAGUCAGAAGUAGCAUCCCUGUGGCAAUUCCUCCUUGCUCUGGAGAUAGCUCAUAAGGGGUGAGUGAGGUGCAAAUAUUAAACAGUUUCUUCCUGAUCGAUAGGGUAACAGACCUUUGUUGCUUGCAGCAGCAGCUACCUAAUAAUUGACCACUGUUGGCAACAGGGUGUCUUGGAGGUCUCUCAUUCAUAGGGUUGCCAUAUGUCAAGGCCACUGAUUAAGAAGAACAAUGUAUUUAAUUUUUUCAUAGCUGUUCUAUUCAGUAGUCAGUUUGGAAUGAUAGAAAUCCAAAGCUUAUGUUUUGAAUAUUGCUGCAUAGUGUUACUUGGGGUUUUUUUAUUUCCUUGAAGGACAUAUUAUUACAGUACUUCCUUUAUCUCCAUAGUUUAUUUUGUUUUCCAGCAUGGCAUACAUUAAAAUACUUAAGAGACUA